ACCAAAGGCAGAUCGUUGAGGAAAGUCUGGGUAUCGGUUAUGCGAAGUUCAACGCACCAAGCGGGAGUGGUGGUAGUUGGGUGAUGUUUUCCAGAUAUUUUGCCUAUAAAUGCUUGACUAUGACGAAUGUACAUAGAAUUUAAAUCGAAAAUUAGGUGGUUUGGAGAACGUAAUCCCCUCUUUCCCCUUUAUUCUUCUUUUUUUUUUUUUUAACUUCUUUUUAUUUUUUCCUUUUCAUUUUGCAUACUAUUUGGGAAAGCCCUAGCCCUCAUGCGCCUCUAGAUCCGCCCCUAUUUACUCUCCCUGGCCAUAAUGGACGUAGUUUUGUUUUUGUUUUUCUGGGGUUUUUUUUUCCCUUUCAUUAUCAGCUUGAAGUUUAAUUACAGGUUUUGGUUCGUACGGCAAUUUCUGGAUUUUGCAGAGUACAUUUGAAAAGCAUUUUUUCUAAGAAAAAAUUUUAAGCAGUUUACAAAGAUAGAAUCCCAACGUAGUCGGUCAGGCCUUCUAUUUCUAUCUCUUUCUUUUCAACUGACGGCAUAUCUAUUUCCUUAUAGUGGAGCAUAUGAUGUCAAUGAUAUUGAGAAGCUUGGAUCGGAUCCUAAAAGUGUUGAACUAUUCAAGAUCAAAAAGGACGAAGUUCUUUUUGAUGAUGACAGCGACAUUUUCAUUACUUCAGGAUCUACUGGUAAGCCAAAGUACGUGGUUCACACACAUUUCAGUGUGAUUAAUGGAGUAAAGGGUAUGUUGUACUACCUUGAAGGAAUGCCAAAUAAAGAGAAUCGAAGAAUUCUUGGGCUUAAUACACUAGCUCAUGUUAGUGGAGAAGGAAGUGGGGUGAUGCCCCCAUUGGUGGCUUCUAUGACGUCAGUGUUUGCGCCAUCUGUGUACAACAUAAAACAGAUUGUGCAGACAAUUCAAAAUGAAAGGUGUACUGAUGUGCUCUUCUUAAUUACUUAUCUAUACGACAUGUUGAACUUCAAGGACAUCGGAGAAUAUGAUGUAACCUCUCUCGAUAUUUGUUUAACUGGAGGAUCAAACAUCCCUCCAAAAAUGGCGAAUGACUUUGAAGAAAAAUGUGCUUGCAAAAUUCUGAUAGCGUAUGGUUCAACUGAAAUGAUGGUACCUAUUAUAAGCUCUCCGUUGGACCCAUUCGCUACGCGGAGUACUGGAGUUCGAAUAUGGCCAAAUGCAGAGAUACAAUUGGUUGAUGAUGACGGAAAGUGUGUACCUGUUGGCAGUAAUGGUGAAAUUUGGUGCCGCUGUUGUAGUAACUUUCAGAGAUACAUGGGGAAUGAUGAACAGACGAAAGCAGCUAAAUCGCCCCACGGGUGGUUUAAAACUGGUGACAUUGGUGUUUUUAACGCUGCUGGUGUCCUGUCAGUAGUCGGGAGAAAAAAGGAUAUCAUAUCCAAGGGUGCUAUAAAGAUUUUUCCCGCCGACAUCGAGAACGUUCUCUCACGUCAUCCAUCUAUUGACCAGGUUCAGGUAAUUGGGGUACCGGAUGAUCGCCUAUCUGAAGAAAUCUGUGUUUGCUUAAGGACAAAGAAGAACGCCAUCGUUGACAAAGACCAGAUUGUCUCUUUCCUAACUGGAAAGGUGAGACUCGAAGAAAGUGUUCCUGGCUAUGUGUUGAUUUUUGACAGUUUUCCAAAAACGAUUACUGGAAAGAUUGACCGUAUGGUUCUCACAAAACAGGCCAUAGACCGAAUUCAGAGUAAGGUACAAUUAACGGAGUAACAGGGAGCUGCGGUCUAUGGAGUUAUAAUAACAUUCAUGUCAAUUAAUUAACAUUCAUGAUGUCAACACAACGUUGGAAAAACCAUUGCAACGUUAUUUCUAAGAUAUAAAAAUUAUAAAAUUACAUGUAUAAAUCUUAGAUAUUAUAUUAUAAAUACUUAACGAAAUUUGGGAUUUUCCUUCGGGCCACCAAGGUAAUUGCAAAUGUACAAACUCACAGAGGAAGUGGAUCAGUCAAUUAGAUUGACCCUCCAAUGUUUGUUUUGGGCAAGAAGUGCAAAUUAACUACAUAAGUUGAGUACAGUUUCGGUUCAAGUAGACUUCCCACAAGUCCCUUAUGUUUUUUUCUCAUUCUGGACAGCACGCCACCAACGUAAAAGUUAAUUUAGAGACAAAGACAGGAAUUGUAAAACACUGAAUGCAAGUACCAGGAUGUCAAAAGAAUGUGAUAACCUUAUAUUCCAUAUUUGGAUAAAUGACUAUUUUGACCAAUCACAAUGUUCAUAUUUUGGCGGAACCACCAAACUGAGUCACUCGCGGCGACUAGUUAGGCAAUACUAAAAAAUAGUCUUUCCUAAUAAAACAGGCCUAAAAUAUUUAGCAUAGGCCCUAGUAAAACUAGUGGGAAAUUGCAAAAAAAUUUAAGUUUACCUAGAAUCUUCAUUUGUACCAAAAAAUGUCUUAAAAUUGAGAAAAUAAAAUUGUCCUAAAUUUGAAGAGAAAAUGAUAAUUGAAUACCAAUACAUUAUAAAAUCCAUAUUACAAUAAUGGUGCAUGAUUCCUGAUGAUGACAUAAUUAAUGUUGAAAUAUUGAAUCCCGACACGAUGGCGUAUCUUUAGAUACUUGGAGUAUGUAAUAUACUGUACGAUCCGAUUAUUAUACUGUACAAUUCUAACUCACGACAUCUAGGACAGUGUCAAGUCAUUAGUAAUCUACAGUUCUUGCUGAAAUCCCUGUUUUGUUUUGUGGGGAACUCUGGGUUCAACUUAAAAGAAGGCCAUAAACGUUUGUUGGGAAUCACCUCUAGUUUACGUGUACAAAACUUCAAGCAUGUCCGUUCAAAACUGGUGGCGCUUUUAAAAACAAGCGAGGUUCUAGGGUCCGCUUUGCGCGGACCCCUCAAUAAAGGAGUCGAGUAUUAGAUGCCAAUUAAAUUAGGUAUGGCGCGCACUAAGCACAGUAAAAGUUUGAGUAACCCAAAAUUAGCACCAGCAACCCAGACUAGGAUUUUAAGAGGGGGAAAGAAUGAUGCUUGAGAAUUCGUCAGGAGAAAAACGGGGUGAUCCAUAAAAUAAGAGUACCUAGUUAGUUAGUUGAUUGGGAUUCUAUGUGUCUGCCUGUCUUAUUUGGGGUUUCAGUGUCGUAGUAAUAAUAAAGUGUGAAUGAUCACUGUUGAAAUUUAUUUAAUUAUUCGAGGAUACAUACUGAAUAGAGUUUGACGCGCUUAGAGUGAGAAUCUUGAGUUCUUUUGUUUUUCAAAAGUCCAAGGCCCAGAGCUCUGGCUGAACCAGUCAUCCUGACAAAGGACCCGUUCCGUUACAAUACGUUAUACAACCCAUAUUACAAUAAUGGUACAUGAUUCCUGAUGAUGACAUAAUUAAUGUCGAAAUAUUGAAUCCCGACAAGACGGCGUAUAUUUUGAUACUUGGAGUAUGUAUUAUACUGAGUACUAUCUGGAGCAUGAUGUUCAUGUAUAGAACUUUAAAUAGAUUUUUUUUAAGUUAGAUUAUGGAGUGUUUUUCUAGCGUAAAUUUGUAUACAUUUUCAAUAAUUUUAAUGAUUAUUUUCGUUAAUAAUAAAUAAUAUAAUUUUCCAAUUCUGGUCCCACUAAUUUAACAAGACCAAUUUGGUGUCCUGUGGGUUUAUUAUGGUUAUUUUAUGCAUUUUAUUGGGUUUUUUUUGUAUAAAAAAACAAAAUUUUCAUUGUAUUUUCAUUAGAAUUAAGUUGGUUCUAAGUGUGUGUUUGACGAUUUUAAAUUAUAACAAUUGGUGUUAAUGGGAAUUCUAUCUUUUUAUUAAUAUUUGAGAAAGUCUGUGGCUUUACGGAACGCAUAUUGACUGAUACAAACUCGUUAGUUCAAAUGUGAGAGUUUUUGCUGUAUUUUGUGUUUUUCUGGGAUGAUAUAAGACAAAUUCUCCUUGCAUAAUUUUCUUUAAUCAUGGCAUUUUUUUCUUUCUUUUUUUUGUUAUUCCAUUGCUUUUACUCCUUUAUUCUAUUUUUUGUUGUAUGUUUAACAUGGACUUUUGUCAAUUUGUCUGAAAUAAAAGAUUGAAUUGAAUAAGUUAUACGUCUCAUUAUACGUGCUUCACUCAUGCCUCGUUAAAGUUACGACCUACAGAUCUUUCCGCAAACGUUUAAUUCAUGUGCUAUAGGCGU
Molecule: messenger RNA, 4115 nt
Organism: Anneissia japonica
Lineage: Eukaryota; Metazoa; Echinodermata; Crinoidea; Comatulida; Comatulidae
Product: medium-chain acyl-CoA ligase ACSF2, mitochondrial-like
Exons: 13
Coding region: 742-1737 (331 amino acids)
Biological process (GO): fatty acid metabolic process
Molecular function (GO): medium-chain fatty acid-CoA ligase activity
Source: RefSeq, a predicted model, not a curated record